Phoenix dactylifera (date palm) is the source of this 2180-nucleotide messenger RNA. RefSeq names its product putative polyol transporter 4. The record is from RefSeq and is a predicted model, not a curated record. Gene Ontology annotation, biological process: transmembrane transport. NCBI's taxonomy places the organism in Eukaryota, Viridiplantae, Streptophyta, Magnoliopsida, Arecales, Arecaceae. Gene Ontology annotation, cellular component: membrane. Gene Ontology annotation, molecular function: transmembrane transporter activity.
GUCUAUUCCCUCGGCGCUCUGCUUCCAAGAAAUGCUGAGUCUCCGGUCAGACCGAGUACUCUCGAUCGAGAUCCGGAGAAUCCCUGCUCUCCUUCUCGCUCGCUUCUUCGUCUCCCAGUCGACAAGAAGAGAGGGACAUCGAGCAAGCGAGAGAGGGGCUAGGGGGGGAGAGAGAGAUGGGGUCGAUGGAUUUGGAGGAGGUCGGAAAUGGGAACGGGAACGGGCUGCCGAGGCUCCCGCGGCUGGGGGGCAAGGGGAAGUACAGGAGGAUGGACGCCGGGGUGAACGAAGAGGAGGCAGAAGGAGAGGUCUUGGCGAUGGGGCGGAGCCGGCGAAGCGAGAGCAGGAGAUACGUCUUCGCCUGUGCCGUCUUUGCGUCGCUGAACAACGUUCUUCUUGGUUAUGAUGUGGGUGUUAUGAGUGGAUGUAUCCUAUUCAUUCAAAAGGAUUUGCACAUAACAGAAGUGCAGCAAGAAGUUCUAAUUGGGUGUUUGAGCAUUAUUUCACUUUUCGGUAGCUUAGUAGGUGGAAGAACCUCAGAUGCUAUUGGGCGAAAAUGGACUAUGGGAUUGGCUGCCAUUGUUUUCCAAAUUGGUGCUACUAUAAUGGCUUUUGCUCCUUCUUUCCUAGUACUGAUGAUAGGCAGGCUGUUGGCUGGAGUUGGGAUAGGCUUUGGUGUUAUGAUUGCACCGGUAUACAUAGUAGAGAUAUCCCCUGCUGUUGCCCGAGGAUCUCUUACAUCUUUCCCUGAGAUUUUUAUAAAUAUAGGAAUCCUUCUUGGUUAUAUAUCCAACUAUGCUUUCUCUGGCCUUUCAGAACAUAUUAGCUGGAGGGUAAUGAUCGGUGUUGGGAUCCUCCCAUCUGUCUUUAUUGGUUUUGCGCUGUUUGUGAUCCCAGAGUCUCCUAGGUGGUUGGUUAUGCAGAAGAGGGUCAAUGAAGCAAGGUCAGUGCUGAUGAAGGUUAGUGACAGUGACGGAGAUGCAGAGCAGAGAUUGGCGGAGAUAGAGAAAGCUGCUAGUGUUACAGGUGCCGAGGGACACAAGGAAAAGGCCGUCUGGCGUGAACUCCUUAGGCCUUCUCCUGCUGUACGUCGGAUGCUGAUCACUGGAUUUGGCAUCCAAUGCUUCCAGCAAGUCACAGGUAUCGAUGCAACUGUGUAUUAUAGCCCAACAAUAUUCAGGAAUGCAGGAAUCAAGUCGGACAACAAACUUCUUGCUGCCACUGUUGCUGUUGGCUUUGCGAAAACUGUCUUCAUCUUAGUUGCAAUCUUUCUAAUUGAUAGAGUGGGUAGAAAACCAUUGUUGUAUGUCAGCACAAUUGGGAUGACUAUGUGUUUAUUUGGGUUGAGCCUUGCUCUUUCACUGCUUAGACAUGACCUGGUUUCGGCAAAAGUUGGGAUUGGGGUUGCUAUACUGGCAGUCUGUGGGAACGUUGCAUUCUUCUCAGUUGGGAUGGGCCCAGUUUGCUGGGUGUUGAGUUCUGAAAUAUUUCCACUGAGGCUGCGAGCUCAGGCAUCUGCACUAGGAGCAGUUGGAAAUAGAGUUAGCAGUGGCCUGGUUGCUAUGUCCUUCCUGUCUAUGUGCCGCAUCCUUUCUGUGGCAGGCACCUUUUUCAUCUUUUCGCUUGUUUCAGCUGUGUCUGUGGUCUUUGUAUACAAGUAUGUUCCUGAAACCAAAGGAAAGACUUUGGAGCAGAUUGAGGUGUUAUUCCAAAACGGCAUAGAAUGGGAGAGAGGUGAAGUAGAGCUUGGUGAUGUGGAGCAUCUGGUGCAGAGGAAUUAACACAUCCGGUUGUUUUGCAGCUCUGUGACAAUAUCUCAAUGCAGGCAGAGCUAGGCUGCCGCAAUAUGUCAUUCUUUAUGAUAUCAUUUUUUCCACUGCUUCUGACUUGUGAAUCCCUAUAGGAUUACUACCAGAUUUGCUGCUUAUAAGACUAUAUGGUGGAGCGAUCAUGCUGCGUGUAUAUUCCUGCUGCCAGGAAUGGGAAUAGAGUAUAAGUCAAAUUACAAUUUCUGUAAUUUGCUUCAUGAACAAACCUGACACGUUCAAAAGAUUCAAUGUAUACAUAUUUCACAACGAUCUGUGUUCCUGGUAAAAGUUGCAGAAAGCAAAUUCAAAUGGCCUUUAUUUACCAUCAAGCAAUGUUUUUUUAUUGAGCUAUUCUUAUUUCUACAUUUGCAA